Molecule: messenger RNA, 342 nt
Organism: Kluyveromyces lactis
Lineage: Eukaryota; Fungi; Ascomycota; Saccharomycetes; Saccharomycetales; Saccharomycetaceae
Gene: VMA10
Product: H(+)-transporting V1 sector ATPase subunit G
Exons: 2
Coding region: 1-342 (113 amino acids)
Biological process (GO): proton transmembrane transport
Cellular component (GO): vacuolar proton-transporting V-type ATPase complex
Molecular function (GO): proton-transporting ATPase activity, rotational mechanism
Source: RefSeq, a predicted model, not a curated record
AUGUCUCAAAACGGUAUUGCAACACUAUUGAAGGCCGAAAAAGAGGCUCACGAGAUUGUGGCCAAGGCCAGACAGCAUAGACAAGAGCUUUUGAAGCAGGCUAAAAGUGAUGCAGCAGCAGAAAUUACCGAGUACAAAUCCAAAAAAGAACAGGAAUUGAAGAAAUUCGAGGCUUCUAACGAAGGUGGUGUAGAGGGUUUGGAGAAGGAGGCCGAAAAUUCAGUACAGACCGAAUUGAAAGAAAUCAAAGAAUUGGCCUCUAAGAAGGAGGAUGAUGUGGUGAAAUUGUUGAUCAAGGCCGUCACUACUCCUACUGGUGAAAUGCACGUCAACGCCGCCUAA